Neofelis nebulosa (Clouded leopard) is the source of this 1965-nucleotide messenger RNA. It is a transcript of the gene SNX21, whose product is annotated as sorting nexin family member 21. The transcript is spliced from 5 exons. Gene Ontology annotation, molecular function: phosphatidylinositol phosphate binding; protein binding. Lineage: Eukaryota; Metazoa; Chordata; Mammalia; Carnivora; Felidae. Gene Ontology annotation, cellular component: early endosome membrane. Bases 16 to 1650 code for a protein of 544 amino acids. Gene Ontology annotation, biological process: protein transport. The record is from RefSeq and is a predicted model, not a curated record.
UUUUUCACCAGAGAGAUGGGCUUCCAACGGUGGCAUAAUGACUUUGGAAAGUUAAGAGUGCUGGGUGGAGAUUGUGGGACAGAUUGGGGCCAACCGGGACAGACGGGAUCUUCGGGACGAGCGGGAGGUUUCACUGAGGGCGUGAGCCCCCUUAGAUUGGGUAGGAUCCCGCAGGAGGCUCGGGUUCGCCCAGGCCUACCCAGGAUUCCCAAGUCCCUCCCGGAGCGAAAGGCCCGGGAUUCCCGGGAGGCUCCGGGGAGCGGGCGGGGCCGGGGGCGGGGCGGCGGCAGGAAGCGGCCGGAGCGGCGCUCGGAGCGGCCUGAGCCCGGGGAAGCCCGGCCGGCCUCGGGUGCCAUGGCCUCACGGCUCCUGCACCGGCUGCGGCACGCCCUGGCCGGCGACAGCCCGGGGGAGGCGGCGGCCGGCCCGGAGGCCGAGCAGUUCCCGGAGAGCUCGGAGCUAGAGGACGACGACGCCGAGGGCCUGUCCUCCCGCCUCAGCGGCACCCUCAGCUUCACCAGCGCCGAGGACGAAGAGGAGGACGACGAGGACGACGGAGACAUUGGCCCCGACCCGCUGCCCGCCGGGGACGGGGCGUCGGGGGAAGAUGCAGAACGAAGCCCCCCACCUGAUGGGCAGCGGGGCAGUCAGCCCCUCACAAGGCAGUUGCAGGAUUUCUGGAAGAAGUCCCGGAACACCCUGGUCCCCCAGCGUUUGCUCUUCGAGGUGACCAGCGCCAACGUGGUCAAGGACCCGCCCUCCAAGUACGUGCUCUACACCCUCGCCGUGAUGGGUCCAGGGCCACCUGAUCGCCAGCCAGCCCAGAUCUCUCGCCGCUACUCGGACUUUGAGCGGUUGCACCGAAACCUGCAGCGACAGUUCCGGGGCCCCAUGGCCGCCAUCUCCUUCCCCCGGAAGCGCCUGCGCCGGAAUUUUACCGCGGAAACCAUCGCCCGCCGCAGCCGGGCCUUCGAGCAGUUUUUGAGCCACCUGCAGGCAGUGCCCGAGCUGCGCCAUGCCCCGGACCUGCAGGACUUCUUCGUGCUGCCUGAGCUGCGACGGGCACAGAGCCUCACCUGCACUGGCCUCUAUCGUGAGGCUCUGGCACUCUGGGCCAAUGCCUGGCAGCUGCAGACCCAGCUAGGCACCCCCUCUGGCCCAGACCGCCCUCUGCUGACCCUGGCUGGGCUGGCUGUGUGCCACCAGGAGCUGGAGGACCCUGGGGAGGCCCGGGCGUGCUGUGAGAGGGCCUUGCAACUGCUGGGGGAUAAGAACCCCCACCCUCUGCUGGCACCCUUUCUGGAGGCCCACGUGCGGCUCUCCUGGCGCCUGGGCCUGGACAAACGCCAAUCAGAGGCCCGCCUCCAGGCCCUGCAGGAAGCAGGUCUGACCCCCACGCCACCCCCCAGUCUCAAAGAAUUGCUCAUCAAGGAGGAACUGGGGGAGAAGCCCCAGGCCAAGCUGGUACCUCUGGCUACAGCUUGCUCUCUGAGACCCGGGACUUCACUCGGAUCACGCCCUCUUGAGCACAGGACACAGCCAGGAUGCCGUCACGACGCCACAGCCGCCCUUGGACCAGCCCCCGGGAGCCACCUGCGGGUGAGGAGAAGGGUGAGAAUGACCUUCUCGCUCCUUCACAGCCCAGCAUAAUGUGCUUCUUGAAAAGGGUGCAACUGGUCUGACAGCCCCAUACAAGGGCACACUGAGUGUUGUGGCCCCUUCCAAUCGCUAGGUGCCCCUUUAUGAGCCUAUUAUGGGUGGUCCCUGGGGGUAACUCCUGUGGGAACCCCGCUUGACAGUUUGAAAGCACUUUCACAUAUUCACUGGCUUCCUCAAAAAGAUCACAGGGGAGGAGUUCUGAGGACAGUCUUGGUCAGUAGCUUGGCCGGGUCGAGCCACCCACCCUGGCCACUUGUGGUAGCAAACCUGUCACUUCCCUUUCUAAUAAAUGAAACCGGUCCUCCA